Gossypium arboreum is the source of this 402-nucleotide messenger RNA. Its product is annotated as secreted RxLR effector protein 161-like. The record is from RefSeq and is a predicted model, not a curated record. Lineage: Eukaryota; Viridiplantae; Streptophyta; Magnoliopsida; Malvales; Malvaceae. The transcript has a single exon. Bases 1 to 402 code for a protein of 133 amino acids.
AUGGUUAGUCAACAUCAGGCAAAUCCUGGUCUCAAGCAUUGGCAAGCUGUAAAGCAUAUAUUAAAGUAUCUUAAAAGACCCAAGGAUUAUAUGCUUGUAUAUUUUGGGGAGAACAUUAAUCCUAUUAGAUACACAGACUCAGACUUUCAAACUUGUAAAGAUUUAAGGAAAUCAACAUCGGGAAAGGUAUUCGUCCUAGGUCAUGGAGUCAUAGCAUGGAGAAGUGUAAAACAAACUUACACCACUGACUCUACUAUGGAGGUCGAGUAUGUGGUUGCCUCUGAGGAAAUGAAAGAAGUAAUAUGGCUUCGAAAGUUCUUAACUGAUCUUGAAGUCAUUUCUGGUAUAGAAAAAGCUGUAACACUGUAUUGUGAUAACAAUGUUGCAAUAGCUAAUACCUAG